Messenger RNA from Podospora pseudocomata, 861 nucleotides. RefSeq lists its product as uncharacterized. The coding region runs from base 1 to 861 and encodes 286 amino acids. The transcript has 3 exons. The record is from RefSeq and is a predicted model, not a curated record. Lineage: Eukaryota; Fungi; Ascomycota; Sordariomycetes; Sordariales; Podosporaceae.
AUGGACUGUUUACCCGGCGGGAGAUAUCCGGGAUCAGCAAAAAGAACUGCAAUAUUAAUGCGGAGUACUUUGUCCGAAAUGAUCAACUCAAAAGCACCUCACCUCGAUACUCUCCCUGCCCGGUGUGCCUUCAGGCGUCUGGGGGUCAACAAAAGCCGUGUGUGGCGUCAGCCCGGCAACACCCUUCUUCCCACCAGGCAACCGAUCCCCCCAGGAGUCAAAGCACUUGAUGAAAAUGGCCUCCCCGGGCGUCAUAUCCUUGAUGUAAUACAACUUGUGCGACUCAUUGGGCAGUACACCAUAUGUCUCACCCUUGACUUCAUACCCCUCAAGCGAGUCGAGUGUUUCCUGGGACGGCCGGACUUCCUUGCCUCUGUCGUCGUCAUCCCCGUCGUCACGCUUGGGGUAAACCACGAAAUCUUCAGGGGCAGUGGUGCGGUAGUCGAUCACGGCGAGGGGAAAGUCGGUAGCGGGGUGGCGGAUGGGUCUCCAGACGUUGAUGAGCUGGUAGCGCUUUUGGAGAAGGGCAUCGGCUUCUUCCUUGGGAGUCACAUGUCGCCUGACUCUGGCCUCGGCAGCUUUGGGUGUCUGAUCAACGUGGACUUGCUGGACCGGCUGGCGGGCGGCGCCGGGGUCGUGCCUGCGGAUGGUGUGGUCAAAGAUCUCGAUGCGCUUGAUCUUUUGGCCGCUGUGCUGGAGUCUUUCUCUCAGGAGGGCUUCCACCUCAGCGUAGUAUUUGGUGCGGACGGUCUUGUCGUCCUCGAAAUCUUCUGGGGUGGUGGCGGAUUGGGAGCGGUAGACUGCGAAGCCGGCUACGUCGAUGUCGGCACCAAAGGAGCCAACUUUGGAGUGGAUGUCUAG